AUGGCUAAGGCUCUCUGCAAUCUUCAGCGAGAUAUAACAUUGGAUAAUGGCAAAGCUCGUUGCAAACGAAAAAGAUCAACAAAAAAGCGCAGGUCGUCGAAGCCGUCGGAGUGUAUAGCGAAUUUUCCGACAUGGAAAGAGCUGGUACGUUGGGCUAGGGUUGAUGCUCAGUGUCUAGAAGAACGCUGCAAUAUUGGGUAUAGAGCUGCCCCUAUUCUUCGACUUGCUUUAAUGUUUGCCAAUGGGAAACUUGAUGAGGAUGAGAUCACCAAACUCGAACAAUCUUCCGACCCAACAGCCUUCCAAUCUUUGUAUCAAAAGUUGUUGGGAAUCAAAGGCUUUGGCCCCUUUGUCUGUUCCAAUAUAUUGAUGUGUGCUGGAUUCUAUCAGAGGAUUCCAUCUGACACUGAAACAAUCAGACACUUGAAACAGGUACAUGGCAAGGGGAACUGCUCUAACAACACAAAUGCAAGAGAUGUUGAGGAAAUUUACGGCCAAUAUGAUCCAUUUCAAUGUUUGGCCUACUGGAUGGAACUGGUUGAGGAAUAUGAAAGCAAAUCUGGGAAACUGAGUGAGCUAGAUGCCUCCAGCUAUCAUCUUGUUACUGGUUCUCUGUGUAGGGACAAGUGA
Messenger RNA from Hibiscus syriacus, 630 nucleotides. RefSeq lists its product as uncharacterized. Gene Ontology annotation, biological process: DNA repair; base-excision repair, AP site formation. Gene Ontology annotation, molecular function: 8-oxo-7,8-dihydroguanine DNA N-glycosylase activity. Gene Ontology annotation, cellular component: nucleus. Lineage: Eukaryota; Viridiplantae; Streptophyta; Magnoliopsida; Malvales; Malvaceae. The coding region runs from base 1 to 630 and encodes 209 amino acids. The record is from RefSeq and is a predicted model, not a curated record. The transcript is spliced from 3 exons.